AUGUCAUCGGCCCUGAAGUCCACGGCAUUUAUCGCUGCCGCCCUGCACGCUCUGCUCAAACCCCCGGCCACCUCAGCUGCCUUAGGCGAGCCCUGCUUCAACUUUCCCAGAACCAGCUAUUUGGCCGUUCUGAAGAACCCCGUCCUCUAUGGUCCUACCCUGACGUCGAUAGAACCGGCACCAUCUCUACACCUCUCCUCACCCAACCAUAUUCAUCGCUGGUCAUCUGUCCGGCCCAAACACUCCCCUGGGCCGCGUCUCCGACAUCAAACCCCCUGA
Messenger RNA from Puccinia triticina, 279 nucleotides. RefSeq lists its product as uncharacterized. Lineage: Eukaryota; Fungi; Basidiomycota; Pucciniomycetes; Pucciniales; Pucciniaceae. The record is from RefSeq and is a predicted model, not a curated record. The coding region runs from base 1 to 279 and encodes 92 amino acids. The transcript has a single exon.